UUCCUUAUAUUUUGCAAUUUUUUUUAUUUUCGUCAAUCGCUAAUUGAAUUCAAUAUGAGUGGCUGGGUUGCAUACAUCCAAACUCUGACUGACAGCUGCAAUGUCAUCUCCAGAGCUGCAAUUGUUGGACUUACUGAUGGAGGGAGUGUUUGGGCUAGAACGGAAGGUGACAAAGAAUUUAAGGCUACUGAGUCGGAACUCAAGAAGUUUGUCGGUCUCUUUGACAAUCUUGAUAGUGUUCCAGGAACUGGCGCAGAUCUAGAAGGUGUUCACUACAUUGUGCCGAGAACUGAGGAGAACCUCAUUUUUGGCAAGAAGGAUAAGACCGGGUUCUUUGCUGCUAAAACCAAGUCAGCAGUGUUGAUUGCUAUUUAUGAGGGUGAAGCGGCUGCUGGUGCUGAUGUUCGUGGGGCUAUCGAAUCUUUGGCAGAAUUCUUGGAGAAAGCAGGAUAUUGAUGUGCAAAAGACUCUCUAUUCGACCAAAAUUGCUUCUCUGCUUUUAUUAUAAUUUGCUU
This is a messenger RNA of Meloidogyne enterolobii, 515 nucleotides long. NCBI's taxonomy places the organism in Eukaryota, Metazoa, Nematoda, Chromadorea, Rhabditida, Meloidogynidae. The record is from the annotation of a GenBank genome assembly.